This is a messenger RNA of Penicillium soppii, 1218 nucleotides long. It is a transcript of the gene kin28, whose product is annotated as TFIIH complex serine/threonine-protein kinase subunit KIN28. Gene Ontology annotation, molecular function: RNA polymerase II CTD heptapeptide repeat kinase activity; cyclin-dependent protein serine/threonine kinase activity; ATP binding. Gene Ontology annotation, biological process: positive regulation of transcription by RNA polymerase II; protein phosphorylation. Gene Ontology annotation, cellular component: transcription factor TFIIK complex; nucleus; transcription factor TFIIH holo complex. The transcript is spliced from 2 exons. The record is from RefSeq and is a predicted model, not a curated record. Lineage: Eukaryota; Fungi; Ascomycota; Eurotiomycetes; Eurotiales; Aspergillaceae. Bases 1 to 1218 code for a protein of 405 amino acids.
AUGUCGCUCUCACCCUUCGGCUCUCGGUCGCCUUCCAUGACCGUACGUUCCCCAAAUACAGCAAUUCGCCUGCGAGCUACCGCUGCACAGAAUUCGGCUUCUGGAACUACUGUUGUCGCAUCAUCAAAGCCUGUGCAGAAUGGAGAUCGCGAACUUACUGAACAACUCAACAUCGAUGUACGAGAGCGAUACGUCAAAGACAAAAAAGUAGGAGAAGGUACUUAUGCCGUAGUCUUCGUUGGCCACCUCCGAGACGACCCUUCAUCCCUCGUCGCCAUCAAGAAAAUCAAAGUCAACGCCGAAUACAAAGAUGGACUGGCUAUGGAUGCGGUUCGCGAAGUGAAGUAUCUUCAAGAGCUGAAACAUCCUAAUGUUAUCGCCCUACAUGACGUUUUUUCGUCUAAAGACCAAAAUCUCAGCUUGGUUCUUGAGUUCCUCCCCGGAGGAGAUCUUGAAAUGCUCAUCAAAGACAGCGAUAUCCACUACGGUGUGGCCGAUAUCAAGGCCUGGAUGGGUAUGCUGGCCCGUGGCGUGUGGUGGUGCCACGCGAACUUUGUCCUUCACCGGGAUAUCAAGCCCAACAAUCUGUUGAUUGCGGCAGACGGAGAGGUCAAACUGGCCGAUUUCGGUCUCGCCAGAUCCUUUGCCGACCCUGGGUUCAACAUGACCCAUCAGGUCAUCACUCGAUGGUACCGUCCACCCGAGCUUCUCUACGGCGCGCGGCAAUAUUCCGGUGCCGUCGAUGUGUGGUCCAUGGGCAUGGUCUUCGCAGAGCUUCUGAUCCGCGUUCCCUUUGUGGCAGGUAACACCGAUCUGGACCAAAUUUCUAAAAUCUCCGAAGCGUUUGGAACGCCCACGGAAGACAAUUGGCCUGGAGUCAGCAAGCUGCCUAACUAUAUCACGACGGAUAAAAGCCAAAUGGUACCAUUACAAGGACGGGAUUUCUUCAUGCGUCAAUUCCCCACUGCAGGACCGGUGGGUGCAGAUCUGCUGAUGGCGAUGUGUGCCCUUGACCCGCGCAAACGCAGCACAGCGAUUCAGUGUCUCCAGCACAACUGGUGGACCAUUGAACCUCGACCAACCAAGAAUGAAGAUCUCCCGCGUAAAUCCGGUGGAACCAAAAAGAUGGGGGAUGAUCUGACGCGGCGGGGUGGCGAGCUGGAUGAGGGUCUUUUCAAAAGUGCAGCUCGGCAAUUGGAUUUUGGCGGGAUGAAAUGA